Molecule: messenger RNA, 765 nt
Organism: Oppia nitens
Lineage: Eukaryota; Metazoa; Arthropoda; Arachnida; Sarcoptiformes; Oppiidae
Gene: Fer2
Product: basic helix-loop-helix transcription factor amos-like
Exons: 5
Coding region: 1-765 (254 amino acids)
Biological process (GO): regulation of transcription by RNA polymerase II; developmental process
Molecular function (GO): protein dimerization activity; RNA polymerase II transcription regulatory region sequence-specific DNA binding; DNA-binding transcription factor activity, RNA polymerase II-specific
Source: RefSeq, a predicted model, not a curated record
AUGUCAUCUCCAGAAGGCUUGUCGUCCUCUGUUUUGGACCCCUUUACUGAUUAUGUGUUUGCAUCUGUAUGUGAGGACAGGCAUACAUCUUACAGUUCUUGUUGUCAACAGAAUUACAAUCAACUAAAUAAUAAUAAAAAUAAUAAUAAUAAGUGUUUGCAGACUCAGUGCAAUCAUAGUUUGCAAUUUAAUAGUGAAUAUCACUUAGAGUCAGAUCCAAGACUCAGUAAUUUUCAAUCCGAAGAUUUGUCAGCUAAUAAUGCGGAUGAAUGCAAACUAUAUGAUAACGAAGUAGAGUCGUGUAGUAGUGGUACUACUAAUGACAUAUCAUCGCGUGGUUACUACUUCUUACAACAUAAUUCCAACAUUCGUGAAAGGAAAAGGAUGCUCAGCAUUAACAGCGCUUUCGAGGAACUAAGGAUUCAUGUGCCUACCUUUCCCUUUGAAAAACGGCUAUCAAAAAUUGACACUUUAAGACUAGCUAUUGCAUACAUAGCACUAUUGAAAGAGAUAUUGGCAUCAGAUUACGAUCCCAUCACUUAUAUUGAGAAAUGUCUUAAAGGAGAGAUCAAAGGAGAGCACACACAUGAGUGGAAUACUAGUGAUUUAACGGCAAGACUUUCGUGGAUUAAUUGGGAAAAUCUGGGCGUAAACCCUAACAGAAGGAAUAUAGGAUCACUUUCUCCAUUUACAAGAGCUUCAAAUAUGCCACACAAUGAUAUGACUCCACACUAUCAGCUCAAUGAUCGCAAUAUAAGACAUUGA